AAACUUUUUCUAAAUGCAGUUAUAACAAAUCAUUUGCUCUUGAAACAAGUACAUUUGCUAUUAAUCUGCUGUUUAUAAUGGAGUUGGAAAAUAAAAACAUAAUAUAUUUGGGUGGUUUUGGGGGAAUUGGACAAAAAUGCAUAGUAGAAUUUUUAAAAAGAAAUAUUAAAAAUCUAAUAAUAUUCGAUUUAAAUGAAAAUUCAGAAGUAUUAAAACAACUACAGAUCACUUACAAAUCUAGCAAUAUACAAUUUAUACAAGUAGAUGUAACAAAAUCGGAAAGUAUUGAAAAUGCCUAUAAGCAGGCGAAUGAAAUUUUGGACAAUAUUGAUGUGGUAGUCAAUGGCUGUGGUCUAAUGAAUGAUCGUCAUUUGGACUUGACAAUAGAUAUUAAUUUGCGUGGCGUUAUACAAAGUUCCUUAAAUGCCUUAAAUUAUAUGGACAAAUCAAAAGGUGGUCGUGGUGGUGUAAUUGUAAAUAUUUCCUCUAUAGCAGGCAUAGAAACUACUGGCAUGUUUGCCAUUUAUUCUGCUGCCAAACAUGGUGUUACAGCUUUUAGCAGAUCUAUGGCGAAUCCCCUCUAUUUCCAUCAUACUCAAGUAAACUUUAUAACCAUUUGCCCGGGACUUACGGAAACGGCCCUAUUAGAUGCCGUGCAAGAAAAGGCAACAUUACGUGAAUAUGCCGGGCCCAUGGUGCAAAGAUUUGCCAACAUAAAAAGGCAAAGCGCUGAAGCUUGUGCUCAAAAUCUUGUCAAAGCUGUUGAGAUCAAUAAACUCGGUUCAGUGUGGCUAUUGGAUUUGGGUGAAAUGUCAGAAGUUGAAAUGCCCAUUUUGUGGAAACCAACCGUAAAUAGUAACUACAAAAUUAUUAAUAACAAAAUGGAUUUAAAGGGUAAAAAUAUUAUUUACAUUGGUGGUUUUGGUGGUAUAGGGCAAAAAUGUUUGGAAGCAUUUUUAAAAAAGCAAGUCAAGCAUUUGGUGAUCUGUGAUCUUCAGCUAAAUGCGGACGUUUUUAAAACACUCGAAAGUCGUUAUAUUGAUUCUUGUUUAACGUAUAUUCCCAUCGAUAUAACAAAACGUCAAAGUAUUGAGGAGACUUUUAAAUUAGCCGCCACCAAACUAGUAGACUCUUCUAUAGAUGUUGUUGUCAAUGGUUGCGGUUUAAUGGAUGAUCGUUAUAUCGAUCUUACUAUUGAUAUUAAUUUGACUGGUGUAAUACAUAGCACUCUUAUUGCUUUAGAUUACAUGGAUCAAUCAAAGGGUGGACGGGGUGGUUUAAUAGUAAAUAUAUCAUCUGUGGCUGGUUUAGAACCAAGUGGCAUGUUUGCUGUAUAUUCAGCGGCUAAAUGUGGUUUGACUGCAUUUACCAGAGCUUUAGCAAAUCCUUUGUAUUUUGCUCACACUGGCGUUAGUUUGGUGACUAUGUGUCCCGGUUUUACCGAUACUGCCUUAUUAGAGUCCAUACGUGGCAAGGAAACUUUAACAAAAUAUGCCGGUCCCAUGGCCCAACGUUUUGCUUUUGUUAAAAAACAAAGUGCUGAAAUAUGUGCUGAAAAUUUGGUGGAUAUUUUGUCGAAGGCCAAAAAUGGUUCAGUAUGGAUGUUGGAUUUGGGUAAAAUCAAAGAAAUGGAAUUCGCAGUUUUGUGGAAACCAGCCAUGAAUGAGUGAAUAUAAUUUUUGAAGAUAAAACAUUGAAAUAAUGCAUAAUAAAGAUUUUAGGAAAACA
Messenger RNA from Lucilia cuprina (Australian sheep blowfly), 1728 nucleotides. Its product is annotated as peroxisomal hydratase-dehydrogenase-epimerase-like. Gene Ontology annotation, molecular function: alcohol dehydrogenase (NAD+) activity. The transcript is spliced from 7 exons. The record is from RefSeq and is a predicted model, not a curated record. Gene Ontology annotation, cellular component: cytoplasm. NCBI's taxonomy places the organism in Eukaryota, Metazoa, Arthropoda, Insecta, Diptera, Calliphoridae. The coding region runs from base 78 to 1670 and encodes 530 amino acids.